This is a messenger RNA of Pipistrellus nathusii (Nathusius's pipistrelle), 462 nucleotides long. Lineage: Eukaryota; Metazoa; Chordata; Mammalia; Chiroptera; Vespertilionidae. The record is from the annotation of a GenBank genome assembly.
AUGCAGAAAUCGCGGGGCCUGCGAGGCGAGGAGGCGGGCACCAGGGCACCCCCUAGCCCCGGGGUGCCUCCGAAGAGGGCCAAGGUGGGGGCCGGCGGAGGGGCCGCGGCCGGUGGAGGGCCCGCGGCCGGGGCGCCAGUCUUCCUUCGGCCCCUAAAGGACGCCGCGGUGUUUGUGGGCUGCGACGUGCGGCUGCGGGUGGUGGUGAGCGGAACGCCCCAGCCCAGCCUCAGCUGGUUCCGAGAUGGGCAGCUCCUGCCCCCGCCAGCCCCCGAGCCCAGCUGCCUGUGGCUGCGGAACUGCGGGGCGCAGGACGCCGGCAAGUACAGCUGCAGGGCGCAGAACGAGCGGGGCCAGGCCUGCUGCGAGGCCCUGGUCACAGUGCUGGAGGUCGGAGGUAAUGGGGAGCUAGGGGCUGGCUGGGUGAUCAGAGGUCCAGGCCUGCCAGGGCCACGUGGAUGA